UAGGAGUCUAUGUUUCCUAUCAUAUAAGAACCGUGGCUUAGAGAGAGAAAGCAUUCCAUUCCCAUGCCACUUUCUCUCACAAUCACUCACUUUCUCUCUCUUCGAUCCUUGUUUUUCAUAAAUUCUUAACGACCCUCCUCAUGCUGCAUUCUUAGUUAUAUGUUCUUCCUCACCCAAACACUAUAACACAUCAACUAUGUGUAUAUUUCUCUUCCUUUGUUUCUCAUGGAUUUUUCUAUUUACAGUCAAAGUCUUUUGAACUUUCUCUCUACAUGAAUGCUAGUUGCAUGGUUCCGCCAUUGAUGCUUUGACAAGCUCUGUUCCAGCAAUGGCUCUGCAUGCUUCACAGUGCAUUAAUGCCUGACCCCAACCUCAUUGCUUUGUAAUAGUCGCAUGUGUUUUAGUUGAUCAUUUGGGUCUUAAACGUUAUUCAGCUUCUUUCUCUUGCUUGAGAGUUGGCUUCUCGACGAUGUUUUGUUUCUCUCUCUUCUUUGUGUCUUGUUGGGUUUGUCUCUUUCCUGAAUUUCGUUAGCUGGGUUCCUCUGUUUCAGUUGUUAUUCUCUGUUCUUGGGUUUUUUCGGGCUUCAUCUGCUUUUUCCUGUAUCAUAGAGUGAGAAAGUUAUUGGCUUUUAAGUUCUCAUGGGGCCAACGAGAGGGGGGCUCAAGCGGAGGAGGAGAACUGCAAUCGAGGGCAAUGGAGUUGCAGCUUCUGAUCAAGAACCUGGUGAUUGGUGGAAUGAAUUCUCAAAGAGAAUCACAAGGCCGUCAUCUCUACCAAAUGGACAAGACAAGUUUGAGACCAUCUUCAAGGUUUCAAGAAAGACUUUCAACUACAUUUGUUCUCUUGUGAAGGAUGACCUCGCUAAAGGCUCCUCUCUUACUAGCACAGAUGGAAAGGUUCUCUCACCAGAAGAUCAAGUGGCCAUUGCUUUGAGAAGAUUAAGUUCAGGUGACUCCCUACAUAUCGUGGGGGAAUUCUGUGGUGUUAACCACUCAACAGUUUCUAUAAUUACUUGGCGAUUUGUGGAAUCCAUGGAAGAGAGAGCAAUCCACCAUCUCAAAUGGCCCGAUAACAAAGAAAUGGAGGGCAUAAAAUCAAAAUUUGAAAGAAUCAGAGGACUUCCAAAUUGUUGUGGGGCAAUUGAUACAACCCACAUUGUAUUGAGCCUGCCCUCUGUUGAGGCCUCAAAGUUGUGGUGUGACCAUGAGAACAAAUAUUCCAUGGUUUUGCAGGCCAUCGUGGACCCUGAUAUGAGGUUCAGAGACAUUGUCACUGGUUGGCCAGGAAGCAUGAAUGACUUUCUCACUCUAAAGACCUCUCGCUUCUUCAAGCUUUGUGAGAAGGGGAAGAGGCUUAAUGGAAAAAAGGUGGAGCUCUCUGAGGGGUUUGAAGUGAGAGAAUACAUACUUGGGGACAUGGGUUUUCCUUUACUCCCUUGGCUUGUGACCCCAUAUCAAGGGAAAGAUGUUUCGGGCUGCAGAGUUGAAUUUAAUAGGCGCCAUUUUGCCACUAGAGUUGUAGCUCAGAGAGCAUUAGCGAGGCUCAAGGAUAUGUGGAAGAUUGUCCAAAAGGUUAUGUGGAGGCCAGAUAAGCAUAAGCUUCCUAGGAUUAUACUUGUUUGCUGCUUGCUUCACAAUAUAAUCAUUGAUAGGGGAGAUGAGGUUCAGGAUGAGAUGCCUCUCUCUCAUCAGCAUGACUCAGGGUACAGGCAGCAGAUGUGUCAAGCUGUGGACAAGAAUGGUUUGGUUAUGAGAGAGAAGCUUUCUCAGUAUCUUUCUGAUAGAUUGCCCCCUUGAACAUUUUUAUGUUUAAUAUGGUCGUUGAUAGUAGGGCUAUGGAAUUCAUUAGAAAGAUGGAUUGUUGGGUUGGUUUUUCUGUGAUUUAUCCAUGAUGCUUCUCCUACAACCGGUGCUUCAAAGAGUGUAUAGAAUUCGUUCGGGGCCUUUUCUUUUGCUGGACAGAGUUCCAUAAGGAAGGUAACGGAUGCAGGGUUAUUCUCAUGUCACAGAGUUCAAUAUCUGUCAUCUGAGAAGUCGUUGUUAGUACUUUCUUUCUGUUCCUAUACAAAAAACACUUUACUGAAGUUGGCAUGUCGAGUACUUUGUAUGCACAGCUUUAUACUUUUACCCAUCUUCAUGUCCUAUGUGAGAGAGAGAGAGAGAGAGAGAGAGAGAGCAUGUUCAUGGCUGCGACAUGAGAGCAAAUACAAUGACCUUAUGGUUCUUCCUGUUUAGAGAGUGAGCUCCUGAGGAUUU
Amborella trichopoda is the source of this 2256-nucleotide messenger RNA. Its product is annotated as PIF / Ping-Pong family of plant transposase. NCBI's taxonomy places the organism in Eukaryota, Viridiplantae, Streptophyta, Magnoliopsida, Amborellales, Amborellaceae. The record is from RefSeq and is a predicted model, not a curated record.